UAAGGUUUCUCCAUAAAAAAAACUUAUCAGUGAAAUUUUAAAAAAUCAGCAUAAUUUAAUUCAAUUCUUCCGGAGUAAUUCAAAUUCGACGAAAAGUGAUGUGAUCAUCGUUUUUACUGAAAAAUUCAUGCGAUAAUUGUUCAUUUCAUUAUUUCACGUUAAUGUGUGGAAUUCAAAACGUAUCGAGUUCGUGAAUAAACUUCAAUACAACCCAGCGGCAUGAUUUUGUUAAAUUACAUUUUUUUGUUUAUAUUUCUAUUGCAUGAUGCAUCGAGUGCGAAUAAAUAUUCUAAGGAAGUAAAUGUUAAGCCAGAAGAAGUCAAGAAAGCUAAGCUUAAAGAUUAUUUUGAAGAAGAUGUAAAUUUCCAUAUACGAGAUCAUGAUAAACCAUUCAGAAUGGCCAAAUUGAAUUUACUGUGGGCAAAAGCUAAAUUACGGCUAUCCGAACCAAAACUCAAGUCUUUCUAUUCGGAUUUGAAAUUACACGAUAAAGAAGAAAUAGCUUUCAAACAUUACAUCUCUGCCGGAAAUUCGGAUAAAGAAGGUUUAAAGGAAGCUGAACUACGGAAAAAAUUGAUCGGUAUCAUGAGUACAUAUGGACUACUCGAACAUUUCCAAGAGAUGGGAGAUGCGAAGAAACUGAAAAAUUAUGAUAUUAAUCCAGAAUCGUAUCUGGAUAAAGAGGUUUUUAAGGAUAAAAAGUUGAAUAAAUUGUGGACUAAAGCUGAAAUAGCCGGUUUCAAUAAAAUUGAAUUGCAAGUGUUGAAAGAAGAAUUCACCCAUCAUCAGGAUAAAAUUGAUGAGUAUUAUUCUCUAAUCAACAGCGCAUCGGAAAUCGACGAUAAUACCGUAGAUGAAAGCUUUGAUAAACUAAAUGCUAUAGAAAAUCUCGAAGAAUCAAACGAUGUCAUCCCGGAAAGUAAAUUUCAAAACAGAGUUAACGAUAUCAGGAGUAAAGGUCGUGACAUCAAAGAUGGUUACGAUAGAUUAGAACGUUUGGCUGCCCAAGGACCUAACAGUAGAGAAUUUGUAGAACCAAAGGUUCAAGGUCUUUGGAGAAUAGCCGUCCAUUCGAAUUUCUCUAACGCAGAAUUGGAAUCAAUAAGGACGGAAUUACAUCAUUAUGAGAAACGUUUAUUGAAACUUCGUAAUUUACAUUUGGAAGCUGCCAUUGGUAAACAUUCGGAGCAAAAAAAAUUGAGUGGAGAAAAAUCCGACGGAAUUCAAGAUAUUGAAGAUAUGAUAAAGAAACAAUCUCGAAAAGUAGAGAAACUGCAUAGUCAUUUGGAAUCUAAAAUUGUGAAUCGAAAUGAGCUCUAACAAUAUGUAACGAUGAUACUUAUUUGUUUUGUGAUAUCUACAUUUUUAUUCUCAAAUUAUUUUGAUUACCUAAUUUUACUAGUUUAAGAUGGUGAAUUUGUCUUGAAGGGUAGCUGAAUUCAGUAUUGUUUUAUCUUCACUAAUCUCAUAUCAUGUGUGAAAGUAAUCAUUUAUAUUUUUAUAAUUGUUGUUUUGAAAUAAAUAUCGAAAACCGAAUGAAA
Messenger RNA from Planococcus citri (citrus mealybug), 1541 nucleotides. RefSeq names its product alpha-2-macroglobulin receptor-associated protein. The record is from RefSeq and is a predicted model, not a curated record. Gene Ontology annotation, biological process: regulation of receptor-mediated endocytosis. The transcript is spliced from 7 exons. Lineage: Eukaryota; Metazoa; Arthropoda; Insecta; Hemiptera; Pseudococcidae. Gene Ontology annotation, cellular component: endoplasmic reticulum; endomembrane system. Gene Ontology annotation, molecular function: heparin binding; low-density lipoprotein particle receptor binding; receptor antagonist activity. The coding region runs from base 220 to 1320 and encodes 366 amino acids.